Messenger RNA from Fusarium subglutinans, 1644 nucleotides. RefSeq names its product WSC domain protein. Lineage: Eukaryota; Fungi; Ascomycota; Sordariomycetes; Hypocreales; Nectriaceae. The record is from RefSeq and is a predicted model, not a curated record. The coding region runs from base 1 to 1644 and encodes 547 amino acids. Gene Ontology annotation, molecular function: chitin binding. The transcript is spliced from 5 exons.
AUGAUCGCCAGUACAAUCGUUCUCUUCUGCGCUGCUGCAGCCGCUGUUGCCAUUCCGGCCCAGUCCUUGGAUUCCGACAUUCUUCGGGCUCGUGCUGUGGUUGCCUCCACUGAUGGUAUCUGUGGUGCCUUCAACGGAUCUGCCAGCUGUGCAGGCACCGGCUUCGGGAACUGCUGCUCCCAGUUCGGUUACUGUGGAAAGUCCGAUCUUCACUGCGGUACAGGCUGCCAGACUGGCUUUGGAUCCUGUGGGGUCCAGCCAGGUCCUAACUUUAAGGAUCUCGGAUGCUUCGCUGACAGUACCUCGGCUCGUAUUCUGCCCACUUUGAUCAGCCACGCCGGAAACACCCCCAUCAAGUGUAAGGCUGCUUGUGCCGACGGUGGCUUUGCCUACGCUGGUCUUGAGUUCGGUAGCCAGUGCUGGUGUGGAUCUGCUCCCCAGCAGAACCUUGUCCAGUCCCAGGACUGCACCAUUGCUUGCCCCGGUGACAGCACUCUGACUUGCGGUGGAAGUAAUGCCAUUGAGCUCUUUGCUACUGUUCCUACUUGGUUGAACCUUGGCUGCUACUCUGAUGCCACUCUUUCACGCACUCUCAGUACCUCCCUCAACAUUGCUGGCAACACCAACAAGAAGUGCCAGGAUGCUUGUGCUGCUGCUGGUUACAGGUAUGCCGGUACUGAAUUUGGCAACCAGUGCUUCUGCGGUAACACUAUCGACAACUCUGGUGCCCCUAUUGCCGCCUCCACUUGCAGCAAGGCCUGUGCUGGAGACUCCACCGCUACCUGUGGUGGACCUAACGCUCUUAGCUUGUUCUACCUCCUUUGCCUGGGCGCAGGACCUAGCUUUGAGGUUAACAAGAAGCUCUUUGCUUUGACAGGGGAGCUGCCCUACUUCGUUGCUGUCACGCGCCUCGUCAUCGCCCGCGUGACAGGUAGCACGAAACAGAGAGAUAAACAAGUUCAACGAUCUGGGAAGCGUCUGGUCAAUGUCAAGCAUGUUGACCCGCGUACACUCUACGCUCGCACCCUGCAGCUGAGCAACAAAUCUCUUCUCAUCAUUUACGAGAUUUACUCCCCGGAAGAUCCACUCUCUCUUCCAAUCUUCCGCUCCACAGAUGGUGGCGCGAUUAGGAAAGAGCACUCGCGAUUCACAGACCAGAAAGGCAAAUUGAUCCUCUACUACUCUGAUCAACGCGACCUACGCUACGGCCAGAAACUGGUCUACAUCACAACAACUGAUCUGAGACACUGGACCCCCAUUGUGAAUGAUGUCGCUAUGAACUACUACGACGGACGUCCCGGUAUGACCACGGUUGUACACAUACCCACCAACGAUAAUUACAUCAUGACAUUCGAAAGCUGCGGUGCACCCGUGAACAACUGCCAGGUUCACGACAUUGUCUCCAAGGACCCGACAAAGUCCUUCGGCAAGCCUAUCCAACCAAUCGUAUCCAACGACACAGCGGCGGUGAUUCCCUGCGGCUCACCCUUCGUCAUCUGGGCUCCCCUCAAGACUGGUAGUGAAGACGGAGCGCUUAUUGCGAACGGCAACUCUGAUAGCGACGUUUAUAUCAACAACUACAGAGCACUUCCGGGUACCUGGAAGAGACUAGAGAGUCAACAUCAACCAGAAGAACGGUUAUAG